Molecule: messenger RNA, 1062 nt
Organism: Bombus pascuorum
Lineage: Eukaryota; Metazoa; Arthropoda; Insecta; Hymenoptera; Apidae
Product: protein transport protein SEC24-like
Exons: 3
Coding region: 1-948 (315 amino acids)
Source: RefSeq, a predicted model, not a curated record
AUGAAUAAAAUAAUUAACAAUGUAACUAGAGAAUGUGGUCACUGUAUUCCACCAAAUCCCUAUAAAAACCGAGCUCCUCGUCAGGAUCCUCACAGUUCGACUUCGAAGAACAAUCCAACUAAAAAAAUGAAUUCCAACGUUGUCUUCUUUCUCCUCUUCUUGGGUCUGUCUCUAACCCAGGCAGUCCCAACGAACAUCAAAGAGAAAUCACUGGACGAAGGCCAUGAUCUGAAAAUCGAGAAGACAGAAGAAGACGACCAGGCUAGAUCCAAGAAAUCAGUCAUCUGUCUGGACUCAGGUAGCAUGGUACCUCAAGCGCAAAGUUAUAGCAUCCAAGCUGCUCCUCAGCCUGUUCAAACGUUGAACAUUCAGCAAGUACCCCAACGAGUGCAAACACUUAAUAUCCAACCUGUUCCUCAACAAGUUCAAACUUUCAGCAUCCAACCUGCUCCUCAGCCAGUCCAAACCUUCAGCGUGAUUCAACCUCCUGCUCAAACUUCCUUGAAAUUUAUCCAACCGCCUCAACCUUGUCCACCUUCUCAAACCAACGUCAACAUCAUCCAACCACCAAAAGAAGAGAAACCUGUGAAACCAAUGGUUGAAACUAUUAUCAGAGAGAAGAUUGUGAAGCCUGAACCUAAACCAGAGAAGAUCGUGGCCCCUAAAAUAGAGAAGGAACCUAUUCUGCCUGUGUACGAGGAACAAAUGAUGGUGGUUCCCCCCAAGCCUGUUAUGAUGAUUACUGAACCUGAACCUGUGGCUACUUUUGUCAAGGUACCUCAGUGUCAACAAUGUCAACAGAGUAUUAUGCAGUGCAGCUGCACUAAACAGCAAGUUCCUACUUUGAGCUCGGCUGUCAUCAUGGAGCCUGCUAUGAGGAUGUAUAAGGAGAGAAGUAUGGGCCGCCAUAUGGGUCCCAUGAGCCAUCGUAUGUUUCAUCAUAUGUGAUCUGUGCACCUAGAAGAAGAGGUUACCAGAGCUGGACCUAGAGUAGCGAAGAAGAUAAAAAAUGAGAGAAAAUAUACGAUUGUGAAAAAUAUGAAUAAAAUUUAAAGAAACAUA